Penicillium odoratum is the source of this 732-nucleotide messenger RNA. RefSeq names its product meroterpenoid cyclase pyr4 (gene pyr4). The record is from RefSeq and is a predicted model, not a curated record. The coding region runs from base 1 to 732 and encodes 243 amino acids. NCBI's taxonomy places the organism in Eukaryota, Fungi, Ascomycota, Eurotiomycetes, Eurotiales, Aspergillaceae. Gene Ontology annotation, molecular function: lyase activity. The transcript is spliced from 2 exons.
AUGGGAGACUCUACUAUACUCUCGGCUAUGUUGGAAUACCGCGAUGAACUCGGUGCUGUUGCAGAGUUCCUUCGAAAGCUAGCAGGCAUCUGCUGGACCCUGAAUUACUUCAGUAUGAUGUACGUUUCUGGGAGAGAAAAAGUUCCAAACACAGGAAUUUUCCCUCUUUGCAAUGAUAUCGCAUGGGAGUUUGUCUAUGCCUUCGUUCACCCCGCUGCAAGUGCACACUGGGAAGGAGGUGUAAAGAUAUGGUUUUUGGUUCAUCUUGCGGUGGUCUCGUACAUACUCAAGUUUGCACCGAAUGAAUGGAAUGAUGUACCGAUAGUGAAAAACAACAUCUACCUCAUUUAUUUGGUGGUAAUUCUUGGCUUUACUGCGGGUCAGCUGUCUUUUGCAGCUGAGGUUGGGCCUGACUUGGGCUUUUUCUAUGGGGGUGUUCUAUGUCAAACACUGGCAAGCCUCGGGCCAAUCUGCCAGCUUUUGAGCCGGAACAGCACGCGUGGAGCUUCUAUUCUGACCUGGUCAUUACGUGCGAUUGCAACUUUUGGGGGCUUUAUCAAACUCACAAUCUACUAUAUCUGUGAUACCCCUGCAGGUCCGUGGUUCGAAAGCCCAAUGUGCAAGUUUUACAUUGGAUUGACUCUCACCCUUGACAUCAUAUACCCUUGCCUGUAUUAUGUUGUUCGACGUCAGGAAAAACGUAUUGCUGUGGGGCAAAAGAAGGUCAAAUAG